Molecule: messenger RNA, 5514 nt
Organism: Eptesicus fuscus (big brown bat)
Lineage: Eukaryota; Metazoa; Chordata; Mammalia; Chiroptera; Vespertilionidae
Gene: SPECC1L
Product: sperm antigen with calponin homology and coiled-coil domains 1 like
Exons: 16
Coding region: 157-3513 (1118 amino acids)
Biological process (GO): actin cytoskeleton organization
Cellular component (GO): microtubule organizing center; filamentous actin
Molecular function (GO): protein binding
Source: RefSeq, a predicted model, not a curated record
CGCGGGGUUGGCUGGUACCCUGAGGCCGGACUCAACGGGAUCGGGCCGCGCCACCGGGCGACCUCGCCCCCGGCCCAAGUCCGGAGCCAGCAAGCGAGCGAGCGAGGCGGCGCCGCGCGGUUUGCUUGUAAAUGCAUCACGAAGAGGCAGCCCAGAAUGAAGAAAGCAAGCAGGGGUGUCGGCUCAGUGCCUAAGGUGUCUGGGAUAAGCAAAGCGCAAACCGGAGAAAAAGCCAAACCUGAGAGCAGUUCUUCAGCAUCUGCAGGCGGCAAACUGGUCAAACCUGGAGCAGCAGCAGCGUUGUCAAAGACCAAGAGCAGUGAUGACCUGUUGGCUGGGAUGGCUGGAGGGGUGACCGUGACGAAUGGUGUCAAAGGGAAGAAGAGCACCUGCUCUUCCACAGCGUCUUCAGCCUCGGCCCCCGCCAUGACCACCGUGGAGAGCAAACCCAAAGGCAGCGCAGGCACAACCUCUUCAACCAAGCGUAGCACAUCCACAGGUAAUAAAGAAGCCAGUUCUACCAGAGAAAGGUUACGUGAGCGUCCCCGGGUAAACCAGAGCAAAAAGCUGCCGUCUGCCGGCCAGGGAGCCAGUGACGCGGCCCUGACCAAGCGCUCCCGCAGUCGCACGGCUGCCGAAUGUGACGUUCGCAUGAGCAAGUCUAAGUCGGACAAUCAGAUCAGUGACAAAGCUGCUCUGGAAGCCACAGUGAAAGACCUCCUCUCGCUGGCGAAAACCAAGGACGUGGAGAUCUUACAUCUGAGAAGUGAACUCCGAGACAUGCGCGCUCAGCUGGGCCUUAACGAGGAGCAUUCUGAGGGGGAGGAGAAAGCCGAGGAGAAGGAGGCCAUGAUUGCUCACCAGCCCACCGAUGUGGAGUCCACGCUGCUGCAGUUACAGGAACAGAACACGGCCAUCCGGGAAGAGCUCAACCAGCUGAAGAAUGAAAACAGGAUGUUGAAGGACAGGCUGAACGCGCUGGGCUUCUCCCUCGAGCAGAGGCUAGACAAUUCGGAAAAGCUGUUCGGCUAUCAGUCCCUGAGCCCAGAGAUCACCCCCGGGAACCAGAGCGACGGAGGGGGGACGCUGACCUCCUCGGUGGAAGGCUCUGCCCCGGGGUCAGUGGAGGACCUUUUGAGUCAGGACGAAAACACCCUCAUGGACCAUCAGCACAGCAACUCGAUGGACAAUCUAGACAGCGAGUCCAGUGAGGUGUACCAGCCCCUCACCUCGAGCGACGACGCCCUGGACGCGCCCUCGUCCUCGGAGUCGGAGGGCGCGCCGAGCACGGAGCGCUCCCGCAAGGGGAGCAGCGGGAAUGCCAGCGAAGUGUCCGUGGCCUGCUUGACGGAGCGCAUCCACCAGAUGGAGGAGAACCAGCACAGCACGAGUGAGGAGCUGCAGGCCACGCUGCAGGAGCUGGCCGACCUCCAGCAGAUCACCCAGGAGCUGAACAGCGAGAACGAGAGGCUGGGCGAGGAGAAGGUCAUUCUGAUGGAGUCUCUCUGUCAGCAGAGCGAUAAGUUGGAGCACUUUAGCCGACAGAUCGAAUAUUUCCGCUCCCUUCUGGACGAGCACCACAUCUCCUACGUCAUCGAUGAAGACGUCAAGAGUGGCCGCUACAUGGAGCUGGAACAGCGUUACAUGGAUCUGGCGGAGAACGCCCGUUUUGAACGGGAGCAGCUCCUUGGGGUCCAGCAACAUUUAAGCAACACUUUGAAGAUGGCAGAACAGGACAACAAGGAGGCUCAGGAGAUGAUCGGGGCCCUCAAGGAGCGCAACCACCACAUGGAGCGGAUCGUGGAGUCUGAGCAGAAGGGGAAAGCGGCCUUGGCGGCCACCUUGGAAGAGUACAAAGCCACCGUGGCCAGUGACCAGAUCGAGAUGAACCGCCUGAAGGCCCAGCUGGAGAAUGAGAAGCAGAAAGUGGCGGAGCUGUACUCCAUCCAUAACUCGGGAGACAAGUCUGAUAUUCAGGAUCUCCUGGAGAGCGUCAGGCUGGACAAGGAGAAAGCGGAGACUUUGGCUAGCAGCCUGCAGGAGGACCUGGCUCACACCCGGAAUGAUGCCAAUCGGUUGCAGGACGCCAUUGCCAAGGUAGAAGACGAAUACAGAGCCUUCCAAGAAGAAGCUAAAAAGCAAAUAGAAGAUUUGAACAUGACAUUAGAAAAAUUAAGAGCAGAGCUCGAAGAAAAAGAGACAGAGAGGAGCGACAUGAAAGAAACCAUCUUUGAACUUGAAGACGAAGUGGAGCAGCAUCGAGCCGUGAAACUUCAUGACAACCUCAUCCUUUCUGACUUAGAGAAUACGGUUAAAAAGCUCCAGGACCAGAAACAUGACAUGGAAAGAGAAAUCAAGACGCUGCACAGGAGGCUGCGGGAAGAGUCUGCGGAAUGGCGGCAGUUUCAAGCCGAUCUUCAGACUGCCGUGGUCAUUGCCAACGACAUCAAGUCUGAAGCCCAAGAGGAGAUUGGUGACCUGAAGCGCCGGUUACAUGAGGCUCAGGAAAAAAACGAGAAGCUCACAAAGGAACUGGAAGAAGUAAAGUCCCGCAAGCAAGAGGAGGAGCGAGGCCGGGUGUAUAACUACAUGAAUGCUGUUGAGAGAGACUUGGCAGCCUUGAGGCAAGGGAUGGGGCUGAGCAGGAGAUCCUCGACUUCCUCUGAGCCGACCCCUACCGUAAAGACCCUCAUCAAGUCCUUCGACAGCGCGUCUCAAGUACCAAGCCCCAAUGCCGCCGCAAUUCCUCGAACCCCUCUGAGUCCAAGUCCGAUGAAGACCCCGCCUGCGGCCGCCGUCUCCCCCAUGCAGAGGCAUUCCAUCAGUGGACCAAUUUCUGCAUCCAAACCCCUGGCAGCGCUGUCCGAUAAGAGACCAAACUACGGGGAGAUCCCCGUGCAAGAGCACCUGCUGAGGACGUCCUCCACCAGCCGCCCGGCCGCCCUGCCCAGAGUGCCGGCCAUGGAGACUGCCAAGGCCAUCGCAGUGUCUCGGCGAAGCAGUGAAGAGAUGAAGCGAGACAUCUCCGCGCCCGAGGGAGCGUCGCCGGCCUCUCUCAUGGCCAUGGGCACCACGCCCCCGCAGCUCUCCCUCUCCUCGUCCCCCACGGCGUCCGUGACCCCCACCACCCGCAGCCGGAUCAGGGAGGAAAGGAAGGACCCUCUCUCAGCCCUGGCAAGGGAGUACGGAGGCUCCAAGAGGAACGCCUUGCUGAAGUGGUGUCAGAAGAAAACGGAAGGCUACCAGAAUAUCGACAUCACCAACUUCAGCAGCAGCUGGAACGACGGGCUGGCCUUCUGUGCCCUCCUGCACACGUACCUCCCAGCCCACAUUCCGUACCAGGAGCUCAACAGCCAGGACAAGCGAAGGAACUUCACCCUGGCCUUCCAGGCGGCGGAGAGUGUCGGCAUCAAGUCCACCCUGGACAUUAACGAGAUGGUGCGAACCGAGCGGCCCGAUUGGCAGAACGUGAUGCUGUACGUGACGGCGAUCUACAAGUACUUCGAGACCUGAGCACAGCGACGGCCCCGGUACGGGCGCACCACCCGUUAGCUACACGCCCCACGAAGCUUUCAGCCGCUCGGCUGCCCAGCGUGCGAGCCUUCGGCCCAGGCCGCCAGGCGGGACCCCUCGGGCCUGGGUGGCCGGGCCUCCAAGCAGGCUCCUCCCCUUGACCUGCCCCGUCAGCGGCCAGCGUGGGCUCAGCGUUUCCCUCUGAAGAGGAGGCUGAGCUGCGAUGCCGGGCGUGUAAAACGCGUGUGCACGCUGCACGGGGAGGGCCUGGGCCUGGGCAGCUCGGGCAGUGAGAGCUUCCGCCAGCGCUGGGCAGGCCCCCUCUGCAGGAGCCUGCGCCCGGCACCACGAGUGCGCCCGCCGUUUGACGUGGGCUUGGUUUCCGGGGUGUCACCCAGCAGCGGGGCGCAGGGCCAUCCCGCCAGCAUGUCAUUCUCAGACGGCUCCCCUGCCCUCUGCUGACACGGGAGAAAACUGGUCCAGCCUCAAAGGGGCGUGGAAACCCAGCUGUGACUUAAAAGACCUGAUCGUAAGGAACUCUCUAGAUAAAAACGUACUUUUUUCCUCAUGAGCAGUAUCGAGGGCAAGGAGCUCCCGUUGUAUGAGCACAAAGUUAAGUGGUUUCCUGAGCCUGAGAUGAAACACACGACGUCAGCGUGCGGCAGCGGAGGUGGAAGUGAGGCGAGGACACGGAGCUGCUCGCGGGAGCCACGCGGGGCCGGUGGUCACUCGGUGCUGCCUCGGGCGGGAACGGAGGAAGUGCCUUAACUCCUGCGGGAGGCGCCACCGGAGGCCCGGGCCCCGCCGGGCAGCGCUGGCCACGUCCCAGGCCACAGGCGGCCUCACGACCGCCCUUCUGCAGUUUGAACCAAAGCCUGGCUCCCCCGGCGUCUGUCCUGUUGGUGCGACUCGGGGGGGACUCGGCCCUUCUUGGCACCGGGGAGCCAGGUGUCACGUGCAGGGACGCAGCGGCUGUGGGCGGGUCACCUGUUGGCACCGGGAAAGUCGCACGAGGAGGAGCUGCCGCGUGGAAGCAGGCUCGGCCCCAGCCACGCUGCCAGGAGGGGCCGCAGAAGGCCACGCGCCGGCCAGAGGGGCCGGGGUCUGCCGUGUGUGCCCAGAAGAGAGGAUGGUGAUGAGCAGCUGUGCGUGCGGCUCGCUGGCUGGCACAGGUGCUGAGUCUCCUGCCCCGGCUGCUCGGCUGCUGGCGGGGAGGCUUCUGUGAGACGCCCCCGUUGGGCUAAGGAGAGAAGCCGGGGCGCAGAGCCCGGCCCCCGCACACAGCCCUGAGCGGACGCCUCUGCCGUCCUCCCGCCGGGCGCUGCUCCUGGUGGCUCUGGGCAGGCGCUGCGGCGGGGCCUCACCGUCCACCGGGUCCCGGAGCCGCCCCCUCCCUCCCCUCACGGGCCUGCGGGCACCCGCGUCCGACCUGCAGCCUGCGGUCGGCUCUUCACUGCGCUGGGGCCUCGGGUCCAGUGGAAAGAGGAGACUUGCCCGGGCGCAGCUCACGCCUGGCCCUUCCCAGCGGGCGAGCCGGCCUGGCAGCUCGGCCCGCCGGGGCUCCAUGUCUUGGGGGCGGGCAGCUCCUGCUGAUGGGCUGGGCCCACGUGGCCGGCCUCGUCCAGGUCGUGCCCUGGGGCCGGUGGCAGGGCAGAGGGUGGCCAAGAGGAGGGCCCACCUGUCUCCUUGACAACAGGCCAUGCAGGGUCACCUGGCCGGGCCGCCCACAUCUGCACGUGGGUCUACAGGAGAUUCCAGAAGCGUGACGUUGUGCUUUUUUCCAAUAGGAUCCUAUCACGGGGUGGUUCUGGGUGGUCACACGCCUAAGCGUGACGCUCAGGUGCCGUGGCCCAGCAGCACUUGACAAGAAGCUUCCAGAAAGUCGUUGGCCUCGGUCCUUCCGAGCACGCGUGUCCCUGCGAAGGGCCGGGCUUCCGCUGGCGAUGCUUUCACUGUUGUAUUAGAUGCUCGGAAACGUAUUAAAGUCGGUGAAACACGUUG